Messenger RNA from Rubroshorea leprosula, 552 nucleotides. The record is from the annotation of a GenBank genome assembly. NCBI's taxonomy places the organism in Eukaryota, Viridiplantae, Streptophyta, Magnoliopsida, Malvales, Dipterocarpaceae.
AAGACUGCAAAACCGGCGGCUUCACAGGGACCCGGCAGAAUUCCGGCGAGAAGUGCAAAUUCCGGCAACCUAAAGAAAAUUCCCUAAAAAAAGCUUGAAAAUUCCAAAAAAAAAGACCGAUGAUAACAGAUUCAAUUUGCAGCCAAGAUGGAGAAAACUCAAGGUUGAGUUGGUCAUCCAGAGGCUUAAUUCACAAUUUUAGGCUUCCUUUCUACCCGUGGGCUCCUUCUUGUUCUUCUUCCGUUUCAGUUUCCCAGUCAAACCAAGAGAAAAUUUCCGGCCUAAAAUUCCAGAUCUCCUCCCUCUCGGCUUUUCUCACCUUGCCUUCAUCCUUGGCAUUCGAUUCCUUCUCUUUUAUCUCCACCUUCGCGGGGACAAAAUAUGCAAUAUUUUCUUUCGAGAAAAUUUUGAGUUAUGAUAACGAAGUUCAAUAGAAAUCCUGUCUGUAUUGCCAGUUGGGAGUUGAAUUAUGGUACGGGUUGGAAUAGCAUGCUUUUGCAGUUGGCUUGUUGUCUUUAUUUUUAUUUUUUAUAAUAAAUAAAUAUUUUUUUA